AUGACAAACCUUUUGACCGACCCCGCCCUCUUUAUCUUCACCUCUUUGACAGCUGGCUCAUCCCACAUCGUCACGGCCACCUCACGUCUCGAGACCAUCCUACGCGCCAACCGGGUUCCCUUCAAAGCCGUCGAUAUUGCCGUCGACACCAAGGCUCGCUUGCUAUGGGGUCGAAGAGCCGGUAAAGACAAGAGCGGUCGCCCAAGGAAACUUCCUGCCCUCGUUCAGGAGGGCUGGGUUCUGGGUGAUAUUGUUGAAAUCGAAGAAUGGAACGAAUAUGGCGAGCUCAAGGAGCACGUCACGAUUUACUUCGACGAAUUCACCAUCCCCUCCAUCAACGAUAAGCUUCCCGAGCCUCCCUUAAAACGGCCCAUCGACCUUACCGGCGGCCUUCUUGCUUCCAUGACCCCUUCGCCUGUCGCCAAGGCUGUAGCAGCUGCAGCCGCCAGCGCCGCCGCUGCUCCAAAGCCUGCUCCUGCUGCGCCCCCGCUACCGGGAGCCAAGGCCGCUGCAUCCUCUGCGGCACCGAAGGCUUCUACAGAACCUAAGAAGGAAGAGAAGGCCCUGCCUGUCCGAUCCGUCGCCGACGAAGCUGCGCAAAAGGCUAAGGAACUUCGCCUGAAGACUCUGCGAGAAAAGGUCCAUGGUAAGGAUGGUGCGAAGGCUAAGAAGGACGACACAAGCGCAAAGGAGACUGGAAAAUCUAAGGAAUCAGGAACUCCUGUCGCAAAGACCGAUGGCAUUCAGUCGCCAACAUCCGGUUCGUGGGCCGAGACGGAUGCAGGACGAAACGCUAUUCAGAGUCCAACAAGCGGCACUUGGAAGGAAAGCGGUCCAGGUUCAAUCUCCUCCUUGAAACGAGCCAGUGUGGAAGUGAGCCCGGACGAGGCUAAAGCUGUGGAAGCUAAGACGGCCAUAACGGAAGAGCCCGAAUUGGAAAAGAAGGCUGAGAUAAAGUCGGACGAUGAUGAUUCGGACGACGAUGAGGAUGAGACCGAAGAGGAGGAGGAAGAGGACACUGAUGAGGAUAGUGACGAGGACAGCGAAGAAGAUGAGGAAGAAGAAACCAAGAAGCCUGGGGUAGCGCCAGAACCCGAGGCGGCAGCAGCAGCAGCACCUGUAGAAACGGCAGAAGCUGCUAAAGAUGACAAGCCUAAAGAAGAGUCGGAGAGCACCAAGAAAGAGAUCAAGAAAGACUCCCACAAAGACUCGAAGAAAGACUCGAAAAAGGACCACAAGAAAGAUGUCAAGAAAGACACCAAGAAGCCAGUCAAGAAGGAUCCUAAGGAGACCAAGAAAGACGUGAAGAAAGACCCCAAGAAGGAUUCCAAGAAGGAUACUAAGAAGGACACUAAGAAAGAUACCAAGAAAGAUACCAAGAAAGACUCCCACAAAGACUCGAAGAAAGAAGUCAAGAAGGAUGCCAAGAAAUAA
Fusarium musae is the source of this 1434-nucleotide messenger RNA. RefSeq lists its product as uncharacterized. Gene Ontology annotation, cellular component: cytoplasm. The transcript has 2 exons. The coding region runs from base 1 to 1434 and encodes 477 amino acids. The record is from RefSeq and is a predicted model, not a curated record. NCBI's taxonomy places the organism in Eukaryota, Fungi, Ascomycota, Sordariomycetes, Hypocreales, Nectriaceae.